Messenger RNA from Hypoxylon trugodes, 2485 nucleotides. RefSeq names its product peptidase family C78-domain-containing protein. The record is from RefSeq and is a predicted model, not a curated record. Lineage: Eukaryota; Fungi; Ascomycota; Sordariomycetes; Xylariales; Hypoxylaceae. The transcript is spliced from 8 exons. Bases 595 to 2301 code for a protein of 568 amino acids.
UCUUUCCCUUACAAACAUUUCCAAUGUGUAUAUUAUAUUCGUUGCUCAACUCAUAAUGCUAACAAUGAAACCAUAGGUCUGGCCUUUUUUUAUUUUCUUUUCCUUAUUUACAUUCCAACCUUAUAUUUCAAAGAAGUCGCCGACAACAGGUAAAUGUAUCAACCGAACCCGGCCUUUUCUUACAUGUAGGCACACUAAGUACCUAUUUGCCAACACCGCCCGCUCAUCCCCUUUCUCUCACUUUAAUAAGACGAAUAAAAUCUGAACUCACUUAUGAAUGGCUUAAUUUUAUAAGUGAUUCUCUCAUUGCCCAGUCAUCAAUGAAUUUACCUAUUUUAUUUGUUUCGCUUAUUUCAUCGUCCACACGUUUAUCUAAUAUUGUAUGGGUAUUCGAGACACGAGAGAGGUUACAAAACAACUAAACCAACACAUAGUCUAAAACCGUUACGCAUCACGGUGGCCUCACUUAUACGACUUAUACGCAUAUACUUGUACAGCGCACGAUACGCUCCCUUGCAUGCACGCAUGCCCCCAAUAACAAGUUAGAUUGUAAUAGACAUCAUAUUAAUCAAAUAAAGGAGAAGAGGCAUUAUAAUGACGGCGAUUCAUCAAGAAAGAUCGACAUGUCCGUUUUGCGGUUACAGGGAGUUUGAUGAGGCGGGUGUCAAAAUCCACGUCGAGAACCGACACCGGGAUCCGCAGCUCACUGAACAAGAGGAAGACAACCUGAAGUUAGGUUCAGGCGACCAAUACGAGGAGUAUUUCCAAUGCCCAAUUAAAAGAUGCGACAAGCACUUUUCACUCGGCGAGAUCCAGGCGCACAUAGACCGCCACAGAGCUAAGAAACGGCUCAACGAAUCAGGUGUGGACAUCUCUGGUCUGGGGACCCCGGAUACCGUCAUAGCAAACCAUUGGAAGCACUUCUUGCGGUUGGGAAAACUCGUUACUCAGAGUCAGCUCCCAUUAACGAGAUUCCACGUUGACCGGAUCCCCCAUGGCAAGCUCCCGACCAAGAAGCCGCCGCUUCUUACUCCUAAGGAUAUAGAGGGGUUUCAUGGGGAGGUUCUUGAGAUUCCGGAUAGCGAUGGAGAAGCACCGCUCUCCGACCAUAGCUCGGACGGUGAUAGUGACGGUGGUCUCGGUCCUAAUCCAAAGUUGAAGGUUGCUAUAAAGACCAUCGUCAAGCCGCCAGUUGAUCCACCAGAUGACAAGGACAAAGGCAGUAAUGUGCAAAAAUCACCAUCUAAAAAUGAGCCAAAGCCACCACCUAGCGAUGCGGGAGAGCCAGCAUCGGAGGUUAUUGUAUUGUCUGACGAGUCAGAUUCAGAUGAGAAUACAUUUCUACCCGACGCCCCUGCACCUGCUCCCCCUGCACCCGCACCUGCACCUACACCGGCGCCUACUCUUGGAAGCAGCCAGUUUGACCCGAACGGUCGAUAUAUUCCAUUUAUUGAUAGAAGCCUUCUGCCCAAGGGAAUGAUGAACGCGGCACAAAGGCAAGCUUUGAUAAGUAGCCCGCACCCACGAGAGCAAGGUAUUAUACCUAUCCUAGCACGGACCUUCGCAGCAUGUCCGUCAACAGUAUAUGUGUAUCUCUGUCACCCAGGAACCGAUCAUUACCAAAUGGGGGCCCCAGGUCCGUACUGCGGCUACAGAAAUAUACAAAUGUUGAUAUCACAUAUCAUCAACGGUCAAUGCCCAGGCCACGAAUUUUUCGGGAACGACCCCCCCGACGUUUUCGAAAUCCAGAACAUGAUUGAGUUGGCUUGGGAUCAGGGCCAUAAUAAUGAAGUAGCCCUAAUGGAAUUUCCAAAUGGAAUAAGAGAUACGAAUUUAUGGAUCGGUACCGCAGAGGCACAAGCUAUCUUAAACUCGCUUCAGUCAAACUUUACGUACUCAUCCUUCGAGCCGGAGAAGGGGAAAAAGGGCAGCAAAUCGGGAGGUGAGGUCCAUGCUCGGCUAUUGGACUUUGUUGAAGAGCACUAUAGUCAAGCGCCUGGGGUAAACAAUUCCGCCAAAGUUCGCUCUACGCAAAAAGCGCCCUUAUACUUCCAAUGGGAAGGACACUCGGUAACCGUCAUCGGUAUUGAGAGAGCCGCCAGUGGAGCGAGGAAUUUACUCGUUUUCGACCCGUCUAAAUCAGACGGCAAACGGGUGCUGCGUGCCCGCGGCACAAACGAGGCCGCGCAUCAUCCUGACCAGGCACUCAAAUCUUACCGCCUUAAGCCCAGAUCUGGCAGGAGUUACGAGAUUAUCGGGUACCUACCCCCAGCACCCAGAGGUAAGAAGUCUAAGAAGUAGUCGGAACUAUGGAUGGCUUGCAAUAUUUAAUUGAAUAUGUAGUUUCUACAGUGUAUUCUAGUUAGUAGCAUUUUAAGCAUAUAUAUUAGAUCUUAUUGCUUACUCUAUAACUUUUUUUCAUUUAUUUCUGUGUAUUUGUGAUCUAAGUGUGUAAUGGGAAUAUGAGCGAGUUCAUUGCUUUAAG